Molecule: messenger RNA, 2640 nt
Organism: Chlamydomonas reinhardtii
Lineage: Eukaryota; Viridiplantae; Chlorophyta; Chlorophyceae; Chlamydomonadales; Chlamydomonadaceae
Exons: 13
Coding region: 220-2025 (601 amino acids)
Cellular component (GO): mitochondrion
Molecular function (GO): proline dehydrogenase activity; FAD binding; calcium ion binding
Source: RefSeq, a predicted model, not a curated record
GAUAAUAGCUGUCAAUCCUUGAGGGCCGCAGUUUUACGCGACGUAAUCAACUUGAAGCUUUUGACGGAAUGCUCUGACUGAGCCUGGAUUGCCAUCACUGAAGCCUCUACAGUAAUUUCAGAAGUUGGGGUCGCCUAAGGCUCCACCAACGCGCCCAGAAGGCACAUGCACGCUUCUCGAUUUGCCGCGAAGUCGCCCUUAGUCCCCGCGAGCUCGCCAAUGGCAGCACCCAUGCGAGCUCUUGGCUCUGGCGUACCGCGGGUGGCUCGGGCCGGUGUGGCCAGGGGCCCGGCACCGCUGAAUUCCUUUUGGCGUUCUUACGGCUGGGGCGCUGAAAAGACGAAGGAAUCUCAGUUUACUUUUGACGACCACCAAGCGAUCUUCGAGGGCCGCACCACGCCGGACCUGCUCAAGUCGCUGCUCGUGCUGCGGCUGUGCUCCACGCCCUCCUUCGUGGCCUCGGCGGAGGGCCUGCUCGCCAAUGCCCGGCGUGUGAUGGGCGACAGCACCGCCCUCAGCUUCGUGCGCACCACCUUUUACCAGCAUUUCGUGGCCGGCAAGGACUCGGGCGACGUAUGGGGCCGCAUGAACACGCUGCGUGCGAACGGCGUGGGCGCUAUCCUGGACUAUGCCGAAGAGGAGGACCUGCUCACCGCCUGCAAGCAGCCCGCGCCGCCCGCCACCAAGGCGUCGGCUGGCGCGGCUGCGGGCGGCGCGGCGCAGGUGUCUGCCCGCGACCCCCUGGGCGGCGAGUCGCUGAUUGAGUCGGGUGUGGCAGCGAGGACGUACACGUUCCAGGACGACGCCACGUGCGAGUUGCGCACACAGGCCUUCCUGGCGGCCAUUGACACCGCCGCCACACUGCCCGGCCAGGGCUUCGCGGCCAUCAAGCUCACAGCCCUGGGGGACCCCGCGCUGCUGGAGCUCCUGGCCUCGGCUCUGGACGCAGUGAAGGCCCUGUUUCGGCGCUAUGACAGCAACGGUGACGGCUUUGUCACGCGGCAGGGCUUCCUGGAGGCCUUCGAGCGCAUCGAGAAGGCGCAGGGCCGCAGCAGCACAGGGGCGGAGCGCAACGAGAUGUGGGCAUGGCUGGACCCGGCCGGCGACGGCCGCGUCGACUACGUGACCUGGGCCAGCCGCCUGGACCUACGCCGCCUGCCUGACAUGGCCGCCAGCCUUAGGCAGGAGCUGGAGUCGCAGACCGACGCCCGUGGACGGCAGUGGGAGAUGUCGGCUGAGGAGCUGCGGCAGCUCGAGGCGCUGUUUGGGCGGCUGCAGCGGCUGGUGGCGCAGGCCGUCAAGAAGGGCGUCAAGCUGAUGAUUGACGCGGAGCAGAGCCACCUGCGCCCCGCCAUCGACCACAUCGGCCGCGAGCUGAUGCGCGAGCACAACAAGCCCGUCAGUGCGGGCGGCGAGGGCGCCGUCAUCUUCAUGAGCUACCAAUCCUACCUGCGCGACGUGGAGCUGCGCCUGCAGCGAGACCUGGAGCGGGCGGAGCGGCAGGGAUACGUGCUGGGGGCCAAGCUGGUGCGGGGCGCCUACCUGCACCUGGAGCGCCGCCGCGCAGCCCAGGCCGGCACCGCCUCGCCUGUGUGGGACCACAUGAGGGAGACCACCGCCGCCUUCGACGGCUGCCUGGACACGCUGCUGCGCGGGGUGCAGGCGGGGCGGGCGGAGCUGAUGGUGGGCACGCACAACCGCAGCAGCGUGGAGGGCGUCAUCGAGCGCAUGAACAAGCUGGGCCUGGAGCCGGAGGAGGCGCAUGUGUACUUCGGCCAGCUCCUGGGCAUGGCCGACAACAUCAGCUUCACGCUGGGACAGCACGGCUACAAGGUGUUCAAGUACUGCCCCUAUGGCCAGGUGGACAAGGUGAUCCCCUACCUCAUGCGUCGCAUUAACGAGGCGCAGUACACACGCAAGGGCGGCAAGGAGGACGCGGCGCUGCUUCUGGAGGAGCUGAUGCGGCGGCUGCGCGACCCGGCGCACUCGCCCAUCGCGCGCAUCUUCAGCACCGCCUCCUCCUAAGGAUCGCCAUGUGUCCCGCUCUGAUGACCGUGUGCUGUCGUGAAUGCGAGGCUUUGCGGCGUGCGGCUAUGGAUACGGCGCUGGUUUGCAAUAGUUCAUGGCUGCGGCGGCUGCGGGGGCCACUGCGUCGAGGCUGAUGAGGCUGGGGCUACUGCUGCCGUCGCUUUCGCAUGCCGUAGGCGCGAAGUGCUGUGCGGGUGAAUCACAACGAAGCUAAAGGCAUGCUGUGCAUACUGACACACGAGAAGUGUGCGCGGCAUGGAGUGCGCACGGAAUGGGACGCGUGAUCCUUGUGUAGGAAUUCUUUACAUGCAGUCGGUACGAACGCGGUCUUAAUUUAUAGGUGAGCAAAAGCGCAUUAUGUGUGUUGCAUUCGAACUUAUCUGGGGCAAACGUACGUGGGGCGUACGUAUGGACAACCGUGGAUGCGGGGGGGGGGGGUUGAUUGGCUGAUUGCUCUUUCAUGUUGGAGCUCAGGGUGGGAGCUCGUGAAUGCGAUAGCACAAGAAGGGACAGUCCAACGAAGGAGCUCGUGGCAGCAGCGCUGGAGUGCCGUAACUGUGAUGCUGGCUCGUGAACUGCGUCAGCAGGUCCCUCUUGUAACCAAUGCAAUCU